Drosophila bipectinata is the source of this 5445-nucleotide messenger RNA. RefSeq names its product SET domain containing 1 (gene Set1). Gene Ontology annotation, cellular component: Set1C/COMPASS complex. Lineage: Eukaryota; Metazoa; Arthropoda; Insecta; Diptera; Drosophilidae. The record is from RefSeq and is a predicted model, not a curated record. Gene Ontology annotation, molecular function: histone H3K4 methyltransferase activity; protein binding; RNA binding.
AUAAACGAUAAUUGCAUCUUAAGGCCUCGUUUUUCUGCGUAUAUUUUGGUCUGUGUUUUAUAUUUUACAUUUAUUUGUUAACUAGUUUCACUAAUACACAUUGCAUUGCCUAAAUUGCAAAUAACGAGAAAAAACCCUAAAUAUAAAAAGAGUGUUUGGUAAAAUGAUUACCAAAACAAAGAAUACCUUUAUUUGAAAGAAUUCAGAUUUUUCUUAAAAUCUGCAUGAAGCAGUCUUGAAGGAUGGAAUAAGUAUAUUUGAAAAAACCUGGCCAAGAUAAAAAGUCUUAUAAGAACGUUGUGUAUUGAGGAAAUGAUAAAUAAAAAGUUUUAUCGCGCCUAGUACUCAUGGCCACAUUCAUAUGUCAUGCAGAUGAAGGACAAUCGUGACAGCAGCCACUCAUGCACAAAUAAUCUGUCAUUGCAGCCCCAAGCUAAAAUGCACCGUAAUUUUAAACUCUUAGCGGAUCCACAAUUGGUAAAAUGUGGUGCCAAACUGUAUCGUUACGAUGGGGUUGUACCAGGAGAUCCGACUUAUCCAACAUUAACGCCAAGAGACCCCCGAAAUCCUCUCAUACGUAUUCGUGCAAGACCAAUUGAUCCACUUAUGCUUCUUAUACCUAGAUUUGUAAUCGACUCUGACUAUGUUGGUCAACCACCGGCUAUUGAAGUUACUGUUGUCAACCUUAACGACAAUAUCGACAAGCAGUUUCUCUCCAGCAUGUUGGACAAAUGUGGGACAUUCGAUGAAAUCCAAAUUUACCAUCAUCCAAUCACAAAUAAACAUUUGGGUAUUGCCCGAAUUGUUUUUGAAAGCACAAAAGGAGCUAGACAAUUUGUUGAAAAAUACCACGAAAAAUCUGUUAUGGGAAAGAUUUUAAAUGUUUUCUGCGAUCCGUUUGGUGCCAUACUAAAAAAAACCGUUGAAAAUAUAACUAACCCUGUCGCUACAAAACAAGCUUCUAUUUUAAAGGGUCAAAAAAUGUCUUCUAUGCCUCAGGGACAAGGAAUCUGCCAUGAAGCUGAUUUUGGUAACAGUAAUUUAGAUAAAGAUACCUUGGAUAAUGUAAAUGUUGGAUACAGACCUGCAGAUUUAAAUUCUGAUAUUGAACGGAGCAAUGAUCGUUACUGGGAUCGUAUUAGAGAACGUGAAGGAGAUCGAUAUUUUAAAGAACAAAGUCGACAUUCAUCAGAGAGAAGUUAUGAUCGCGAACACGGAAAUCACGAUAAGUUUUUAAAUACUUCAAGGCAAUGCCGAAAUUUUAAUAGGCACCGCUCCAGAGAUAAAAGCACAGAAUUUUCUAGAGAAAUAUCGUUUACUGGAUGUGAUAAUCGUAGAGAUUCAAACAUAAAGUCACGUGACUAUUAUCGCUUAAGAGAACGAGAUCAUUUUCGAGAUGGGAAAGAUCAUUCAAGAGAAAAGAGAGAUUACCGAUAUAAUUCGUCUAAAGAAAGAGAAUACCGAGGAAGAGACCACGACCGUUCAUCAGAGAGAGAUCGAAGGGAUCGUUCAACGUUUAAAUACACCAAACGAUAUCAAAGUCAUGAAUAUAAUAAAAUUGAUAUUGAAAAGCCUGAAAACUCAAAAACUCAGCAUUAUUAUUCUACUGCGCCAUUAUCGGGAUUAUCUCUUUUAAAUUACGGAUACAAUAAUUAUGGUUACUCUAUAACUGAAGGUGUUCGUACAUGGUCGGAGGAAAAGAACUGGAAAGCCCCUCAGCCUGAAUUUGAGCCUCAACCCCCUCCUCCUCCUCCCCCUGAAGAAGAAGAAAAUUGGGAUGAUUUGGAACUUAAAAUUGAUAAAAAAGAUAGCCAGAUAUCUUUAGAAUCCGUCAGCACAAGGCUUCAAUCACCCCAAGAAAACAACAUAAAUCUCGAGAACAAAUCUAAAAAAAUAUCUGAAUCGAACAUAGAAAUUGGAAAUGUAGAUUUAGAUACUCGUAUUGCCUUAAUAUUUAAAGGAAGAACUUUUGGAAAUGCACCACCUUUCCUUCAAAUGGAGAGUAGCGACUCUGAAACCGAAAAAGGAAAAGCCGAUAAUUCCAAUGAAAAUUAUUCGGAUUCUAACAAUUCAACCGAUGGAAAAGCAGCUGAGAAAAAGCUAUCAAAUUUGCAAGACCAUCAUGGAGCAAGUGACAUCUCGAGUGAUGAGGAACUUGUGGUUUCAAAAGCCGCAUCAAAAACCAGUAUUAUCAAUACUAAAGAUGGAAAUGACGACAAUAUGUCUCUAUCAUCUUUGUCCUCUCAUGAAGAUACAGUGCAGAAUUUAACGUCUUUCGUUGACGUAAAUAAAAAAUCCACGGUAACCCCUUUUAUGUAUCAAAGUACUUCAAACCAAAAUCCAUACUAUUACCAAACAACUUCCUAUGAACAUUAUCUUUCAAAUAUACAUACAACCCCUAGUUUAAAUAACCCUUAUUUUUCUAACUCUGCCUAUAUGCAAUCUGGUUAUUUAUCAGGAGUGGGAACAUUUGAUUUUGAUACUUAUGUUCAAUCAUAUGAUGCUCAAUAUGCUUUCACCGAUCAAAAUGACAAAAUAAGACAAAGAGUAAAAAAAGUAAUAGGCUACAUUGUCGAUGAGCUAAAGCAGAUUCUUAAACGAGAUGUUAAUAAGCGUAUGAUUGAAAUAACAGCUUUUAAAAAUUUCGAAGCCUGGUGGGAUGAACAUUCUUUAAAGGCCCGUUCCAAACCCUUAACUGAAACUGUCGAAUCAUCAAUAGGAACCGCGAACAUAAUUAUAGAUAACUCUAAUAACGAAAAGGCGCUAGAUAAUAAUACAUUUCUUAAUUCACAAAGGGAAAUAUUGGAAUUUCAAUCCUUUUCAAGUAUUGGUAUAAGAGCGUCUAUGCCUAAAUUGCCAUCUUUUAGACGAUUACGAAAACGUUCUAGCCCCAUUCCCAACCAAAGACAAUCAUUAGAAAGAGAUCUAAGUGAUCAAGAGGAAAUGGUACAACGUUCUGAUUCGGAUAAAGAGGAUUCUAAUAUGGGAAAUUCCGAUUUGCCACGUUCAAAUCUUAAAAGAAGGAUUUUAAACCAAACUGUUAAGCUUCAAACUUCCCCUUCAGAUACAAAUUCAAAAAGGAAAGGAAGCGCAUCAAGUUUUUUUUCUUCUUCCUCUUCAUCAUCUUCUGAAGCGGAAAACGAAAAUAAUGAAUGUGUUGAAAAUGAAAGAAGCAGCGAGGAUGAUAGUUUUGAAGAAGCGCAACUAAAAAAUAUGCGUCAACAGAAAAAAAAUUUUCAAACCCGAAGAAGUACGGAAUUUAAAUCAAAUGAAUAUAGUAACAUUAACAAUAUAUACUCUGAUUCCGAUGAAGAAAAAAAAGUUAAAAGUCCGGACGAGUCUAAAAAAAAUCAAUCAAGAAAAAAUCAUAUAUAUUCAGAUACGGAUGAUGAUAAUGACAAUAAUGGAGAUGCAGGAUUGCUUCCUCAGACACGAGAAAAAUUAUUUUCAUCUAUACCCUCUGAUCUGGAAGAUAUCAGCAAAGAUAGUAGUUUUGGAUUGACCGAAGAUGACAUGGAAAAUACAUUUGAUCAAUGUGCUACACCAAAACUUGAUGACGAAUCCCGACGUUCUCUGACCCCUGUACCACCACCAGACUAUAAUGAAGAGGCAAUACAGCAAAAAUCAGAUUUUUACAAGGAGAAGCCCAAAUUUGAUUAUGGUCGUAUUUAUAGUGACUCGGACGAGGAACGCGAGUAUCAGGAGAAAAGAAGGCGAAAUACAGAGUACAUGGCACAGAUUGAAAGAGAAUUUUUAGAGGAGCAGGAGAAGAAAAACAAAAAUUCUCAACCCGAAAUUGCAGAUUACCCUGAAACUUUUAAUUCUCUUAAUAAAUCAAACACGUCAAUGGUUUCUAGGAUUAGUCCAAAUAUUGAUAAAAACAUAGAUGUAGCGAUUAAAUCAGAUAAAAAAAUACAUAUAAAUAAUGAGGAAAAUAUCAAAACUGAAAAUUAUAUGAAAAAGGUUGAAAAUUCCGGUGCUAAUAAUUUGUUUAAUAGCGAAUUAAGAGGAUCUAACCAAGCGUGUGAAAUUUUAAAAGUCGAAACGAAAGAAACCCAAUCACCCGCCACUUCUGAAGGUGGACACAGCCCGGCUUCACAGGCUAGUCAAGUUGCUUUAGAACAUUGUUAUUCUUUGCCACCACAUGCACAAUGUAUUUCAUUAGAUGAAACAUCCAAUAAUAUGGCUACUCAUAAAAUCAGUUUAGAUGGACAUAAUAUAGCCGGUGUUGGUCAACUACCCAAAACGGGUCCCGGCAGGCCCCGAAAGGACACUAUUCGUACGCAAAAAAAAAAGAAGGAUUCAGUCCCACUUUCUUCUAAGAACAAAUUAGUUUCAUCUAAAAAAGCAUUAGCUGAAUUGGCCAGACAAACCAUAAAUUUUGUUCCAUAUGAUAUGUAUGGUGCACGUGAUCAGAAUGAGGAAAUGGUUAUCUUGUACACUUUUCUUACGAAGGGCAUUGAUGCCGAAGAUAUAAGGUAUAUAAAUAUGAGCUAUUCAGAGCAUUUACAGAAGGAGCCAUACGCGAUGUUUUUAAACAAUACACAUUGGGUAGAUCAUUGUACAACUGAUCGAACUUUUUGGCCACCGCCCUGUAAAAAACGAAAAAAAGAAGAUGAUCUAAUGCGUCAUAAAACAGGUUGUGCCAGAACAGAGGGUUUUUACAAAUUGGAUGUUCGAGAAAAGGCUAAACAUAAGUACCAUCAUGCAAAAGCAAAUGCUGAAGAUUUGCUUAAUGAAGACCGUUGUGAAGAUCCUACUGCACUUACCAACCACCAUCACAAUAAAUUAAUAUCUAAAAUGCAAGGAAUUUCCCGAGAAGCACGGUCAAAUCAGCGACGGCUCCUAACAGCGUUUGGUUUAAUCGGAGAGUCUGAACUUUUAAAAUUCAAUCAACUUAAAUUCAGAAAGAAACAGCUUAAGUUUGCAAAAUCUGCCAUACAUGACUGGGGAUUAUUUGCAAUGGAACCCAUCGCAGCUGAUGAAAUGGUCAUUGAAUACGUUGGGCAAAUGAUUCGCCCAGUGGUAGCAGAUUUAAGGGAGUCCAAAUAUGAAGCUAUUGGAAUCGGAAGUUCCUAUCUGUUCCGUAUAGAUAUGGAAACUAUAAUCGAUGCUACAAAAUGUGGCAAUUUGGCGAGAUUCAUAAAUCAUAGUUGCAAUCCGAAUUGCUAUGCUAAGGUUAUUACCAUAGAGUCUGAAAAGAAAAUAGUUAUAUAUUCAAAGCAACCCAUUGGUAUUAACGAGGAAAUAACAUACGACUAUAAAUUCCCUUUGGAGGAUGAAAAGAUUCCGUGUCUAUGUGCCGCGCAAGGUUGCCGUGGCACCCUUAAUUGAAGCUUUUUAUUAAUAUUAGUACGUGUUAGGUGUUGUCGAAAUGUGUGAAUUUAAAUCACUUAGAAUUUAAAAAAAAACCUUAUGUAAAUAUAAAACAAAAAUAUCUAUAAA